Exophiala mesophila is the source of this 1313-nucleotide messenger RNA. RefSeq lists its product as uncharacterized. NCBI's taxonomy places the organism in Eukaryota, Fungi, Ascomycota, Eurotiomycetes, Chaetothyriales, Herpotrichiellaceae. Bases 44 to 1261 code for a protein of 405 amino acids. Gene Ontology annotation, biological process: protein localization to cell surface; attachment of GPI anchor to protein. Gene Ontology annotation, cellular component: GPI-anchor transamidase complex; membrane. The record is from RefSeq and is a predicted model, not a curated record. The transcript has 2 exons.
CUCGAUCAAUGACCAACGACAAGGCCGGGUUAUAACCUUCAGAAUGGCAAUAUCGCUGGAUCGAAAGACGGUCGCGAUAUAUGCCGGUGCAGCUGCCAUCCGACUUUUGGUGUUCCUCUCGUUUCCAAGCCUGGCAGACUUCCUCACCUCCCAAGUCGAAAUCUCGACGCCAAUAUCCAGCUUCAAGCGUCUCCAAGAGGGUCUCUUCCUCUAUCAGCAUGGACUGUCUCCAUAUGACGGCGGAGUCUUCCACCAGGCACCUUUACUGCUGGUCAUCUUUGACAUUCUUCCAGCAUCCUUGGUUUUUGUGGCCCUCGACAUAUUGAACGCCUGGUCCUUGCAUUCCAUUGCCAAUGACCUCCAAUUAUCUACUCCAAGGUUCCGGAAACUGGAUGGAACUUUGAUAGCGGCAGCAUACCUGUUCAAUCCGUUCACGAUUUUGUCAUGUCUCGGACGAAGUACAAAUAUCUUCACCAACACCGCCAUCAUUCAGGCCGUGCUGAAUGCUCAAUCAGGAUACGCUGUGAGAGCCAUGUUUGCACUCGCGAUUGGCAGUUACUUGUCAAUGUACCCGGCGCUUCUCUUGCCGCCUGUUAUUCUUCUACUUUGCAAGAGCAAGACUGUCGCUACGGCAGGCUCCAUGGUCGCCUCUUGCAUCGCCACCUACCUCGCAGUUUUGACAACCUCGGUGGGCGCGACCCCCCUCCUCACAAGCGGGUUUUGGGAAUUCCUUUCAUCUUGCUACGGAGCACAGAUCACUAUCACAGACCUGACGCCAAAUAUUGGUUUAUGGUGGUAUUUCUUCAUUGAGAUCUUCGAUUCUUUUCGAGACUUCUUUAUUGGAGUGUUCUGGCUGCACCUGGUCGGCUACGUGGGGGCCUUGACUUUUCGCCUGCAAACUCAACCAAUUUUUGUUGUUAUCACUCUGCUAGGCUUAUUUGCCAUCUUCAAGCCGUACCCUAGCAUUGCAGAUGUGUCUCUGUAUAUGGGGUUCCUGCCGCUGUAUCAACAUAUUCUUCCAUUGACUCGAUAUACCUUCAUUGCCGCUUCCAUCUUACUGUACUCGACCCUCCUUGGGCCUGCAUUUUAUUACUUAUGGAUCUAUGCUGGUUCUGGCAACGCGAAUUUCUUCUAUGCCAUUACACUGGUUUGGAGUCUGGGCUUGACGAUUCUCGUGGGCGACACAUUGUUUGCCGUGUUGCGUGACGAACUUGAAAUGGAAAGGCCAGAAUUGAGGGGCAAGACUGUGCGUCAAAUAUAAGAAGCGCAGAUGCAAAGACUGAACUCAAUCCUUGAGCCUUUUGGACAUGAUG